Ostreococcus lucimarinus CCE9901 is the source of this 804-nucleotide messenger RNA. RefSeq lists its product with no specific name. The transcript has a single exon. Gene Ontology annotation, cellular component: eukaryotic translation initiation factor 3 complex, eIF3m. Lineage: Eukaryota; Viridiplantae; Chlorophyta; Mamiellophyceae; Mamiellales; Bathycoccaceae. The record is from RefSeq and is a predicted model, not a curated record. Gene Ontology annotation, molecular function: metallopeptidase activity; translation initiation factor activity; translation initiation factor binding. Gene Ontology annotation, biological process: translational initiation. The annotation marks the transcript as partial.
GUGCGACGCGGUGAGGCGGUGGACAAGGUGAUCGGCGCGGUGCUCGGGACGGCGACGACGACGGCGGACGGUCGCGUCGUCGUCGUCGCGCGCACGUCGUACGCGAUUCCGUGCCACGAUCGCGAUGGGGAAAUGUUCGUGGACGUUGAAUUUCAUAAGACCAUGCUCGGAUUGCACGCGAGGGUGAACCCGGAGGAACGCGUGGUCGGGUGGUUUAGCGCGGGGAGCGUGACGCCGGAGGCGCGAGCGCUCGUGCACGAAUUCUUCGCCAAGGAAGCGCUGAAUGGGACGCCCGUGCACGUGAUGUUAGAUGCGGACUUCACCGGUGCUGGAAACGGCGGGGAGAUGCUCAGCGCGAGCGUCGGGGACACGGUGCUGGCGACGACGGAUCGGGAGAGCGGCGAGAGCCGAUCGGCGGGCGUGUGGUUUAGCGAAAUCGAGUGCGAGGUGGAUCUUCAGCAAGCCACAAAGUUGGGCGUCGAAUCGCUUCGAUCCGCGAGCUCGGCGAAAGACGACGACGACGUCGCUGGGCUGGCGCAGACUAUGGGUAAAUUGGGUAAGCUGUUGACGGACGCGCAGGCGUACGUCGACGCGGUGGUGCGCGGCGAACGUCAGGGCGACGCCGAAGUCGGUCGCGCGCUCUCCGCCGCGCUCGCCGGUGUCCCGCAGCUCACGAAGGCGCAGUUCGACAAGGUGUUCGGAGACAGCGCCGAGGAUGUGAUGAUGGUGCGGUACUUGACGAAUUUGACGAGGACGCAGCUCACGCUCGCGGAAAAAUUGCACACCGCCGCGCUCAUCGUCUAA